AUGUUGGGAUAUGAUGACCCGCUUUUCUGCGAGUUAAUGAGGCUUUAUCUCGUCAUCCACUCUGAUCACGAAGGUGGUAAUGUUUCCGCUCACACAUCUCACCUAGUUGGUUCCGCUCUUUCGGACCCUUACCUCUCGUUCUCUGCUGCUAUGGCGGGUCUCGCUGGCCCACUGCACGGACUUGCUAAUCAGGAGGUCCUUGUCUUCCUCAACAAGAUUGUUAGCGAGCUUGGAUUUAACUACACUGAAGAGCAGUUAAAGGAGUGGGUGUGGAAACACCUGAAGAGCGGACAGGUCGUUCCUGGAUAUGGUCAUGCUGUGCUGCGCAAGACCGAUCCUCGUUAUGAGUGUCAGCGUCAGUUCGCUAUGAAACAUCUACCCAAGGAUGACUUAUUCAAGCUUGUGUCAACUCUUUACAAGAUCACUCCCGAUAUUUUACUUGCCCAGGGCAAGGCGAAGAACCCAUGGCCAAAUGUGGACGCACACUCUGGUGUUCUGCUGCAGUACUUUGGCAUGAAUGAGAUGUCGUUCUACACAGUCUUGUUUGGAGUGUCUCGUGCACUUGGAUGCCUUUCUCAGCUAAUUUGGUCUCGCGGAAUGGGCCUGCCGUUGGAAAGACCGAAGUCGCAUUCAACAGAAGGACUGAUGAAACUUGCUGCAGCUGCAGCUAAAAAGUAG
Cooperia oncophora is the source of this 678-nucleotide messenger RNA. NCBI's taxonomy places the organism in Eukaryota, Metazoa, Nematoda, Chromadorea, Rhabditida, Trichostrongylidae. The record is from the annotation of a GenBank genome assembly.